AGGCCUGUUGGAGAAUUCCCAGAAAUAAAAGUGCGCUUUUUAAUUGACGGACUAUUGUUGGCAUAUAAUAAUAUUGUUGUGAUAUUUAUCGAGUGAAUUACCGACUAAAAGACCAAACACUGCUGCGCAUGUAUUCAGCAUGACGAGCCUGUGAUGUUCGGCUUCAACAACAACAGCAGCAGCAGCAGGCCUUCACUACGACACAACACAAACCGCACAGCCUCCUCUAAAAUCUGGGAAUAUACAAAUGAUCAGGUUUUGGAAGAUUCACGAGGUUAUGUACGGAUUUGUUGGCGGCAAAGAAAAAAGGGAGGGAUUUUAUGUCGACGAGUGGAUAUUUCCAAGUUCUCUUCGUGGUCCUGGAGUCUUCAGAGCACAUUAGACGAUGAUUUCUCCGGACGUAUAGGAGUCGAGCGAGGGGUGACGGUAUAAGAAUGAUGGAAAAACGGCAGCCGGAGAUUUGUCCUGGAAGUCCCGAUGCAGAGUCCGGCCCUGGAAAACGGGAGGAUUCCUCCAUCAUCUCCAGACAGAACGGAUGCAAGGAGGACGAGGAGCCCAGGAGAGAGGAGGGGGAGGAGGAGAGGGGAGGGGGUUUAAAAGGGGUUGAGGAGACGGAUGACGUUCCUCUGCAGAACUCGAGCAACGGGACGAGCAUCAGCAUCAUCAUCAACGGCGUUGCCAAGGAAACUGCCUCUCACAACGCCCUUGACCUGAAAAGGGAAGUGCCGGUGAUCGAGCUCUCCAGGAGGGACGCUAUAAAAGCGCUAGAGCAGAGGACUGAAAGCCAUUUGGUGCCGAUCACGGAACUUCGCAGACCGCCACCGCUGCCGCUGCCGCCGCCGCAUCGAGACGACGCUCGAAUGGUCCAGCUGAGCCCAAACGCGUUUCCUGUCCCUGCCCGAGCGAUGCUCUACAAACUGGCGCAGCCUCUCGCCGCCAUCAACAGUCUUGGAGGGGAGUCGGAGCAGUACAGCAUGUACCCCAGCAACAGGGUAAAGCGCCGCCCGGCGCCUUAUGAGGUUGAACUCGACGAGGGUAGGCGCAUUUUAGAUCUUUAUAAGUAUGCUGGCCAGCCAAAGAUUGUACGCCGUAUCUUCACUAACAGUCGUGAACGUUGGCGGCAACAGAACGUAAAUGGGGCUUUUGCAGAGCUGCGCAAACUCAUUCCCACUCACCCUCCAGACAAGAAGCUGAGCAAGAAUGAGAUCCUACGGCUUGCUAUGAAGUACAUUAGCUUCCUCUCCAACCUCCUGGAGGACCAGGAUGGAGGGAGGAAUGUUGGCAGCACAACUGAUGGGGAAACUGGGCUGCUGGUUGGGGUGGGGACCCAUGAGGGUGGCCCUCAGGGUGGACCUCAUCAGGACACAGUUGUGGGCCUGGCCAGGGAUGAUCUUCUGGGGACAAUGUCGCCAGGCUCCAGCUGUGGAAGCCUGCCUGAUGGCGAUGCCGAGGGCAGCCCUGAGAGCUUUAUGGAGGACCAUGACUCACCUCCAGCUUCAAGGACACUAACGGCUUCCCGUGGGCCCCCUCUGCACCUAGCUGCUAGGGAUCUGAGGCACAAUGGACGCCCACUGGAUGGCUCCAGUCGCCGAUGAUGCUGAAGCCAAUAGACCAUGGACUCAACCCCUGAGACUGAAAGAGAACAAUGAGAGAUGGAUAUGCUCAGGACUCUGCUAGCUUUGAGCUGUCAAUAUAGGAAGGAAAAUCCAGCUCCAAGAAGUGGGAGAGCUAGUGUUCAAAGCGGAUCAUGUGUACAUCCCUGUCUCACCACUACACCCGAGGCAGCACUGAUGAUUAGCUUUGGUGAUUGGUUGAAUUAGAUCCAAAAGACUUGUAAAUUCUGCAUGUCUCAUAACUUUGACGGACCUGCGGAUUAUAACUUUCUGUGGCUUGAAAGUUGAAUUCUGAACAAACAAAACAAAACAAACACACAAACAAAAAAGAAAAAAAGCAAAGAAAACCAAACAGUCAAACGAGAGACAACCAACAAAGAUUGUUGAUGUGUAAUAGUGAUGUUUGACCAAUGCUUCACUUAUGAUAUUAUUGAUUACGAUAUAGUGCAGUUAGAAUUUGCUUACAAAGUGCUACAAAUGUCAAUAAAUAAAUCUAAAAAUGUAUACCCACCAAACUGAAUGUGUUAAAAUAAUGACACAAAAAUAAGAUUGCUUCAGUCAGAGGCCACAAGUGAAUGGACCGAAGUCUACAGUAGUUGUGCCCAUACAGUUACAUAUGUAUUGUAAAUAGCAUUAUAUUUCCACCGCACAAUGUAAUAACAGUGACUCGAGUUCAAGUCAUGUGGUUUAAGACGUACUGUAUUGUGUUUGUCACUGGGUUUGCUAACAAAAGUGUCUUUUAAGAGACAAGAAAUGAGGCAAAAUGAGAGGAAACAAGAUGAACUCAAAAUGUAAAGCAAGCAACUGAACCUAGUAUAUCAAAUGUGGUACAAUUUACCUCUGUUACACUUUGGUGAUGAGAAAAUUACACCAAAUGCAGCAGAGAGUUACACAGUUUCACUGACUGGAAUGAAUAUUUGAAAUUGCGGUGGAGGUACAAGACAUGCAGUGUUCUUAAAGUGUACAAAAUAUGGGCCACAUGAACUCAUGAGAUGACCCAUGCAGUCCUUUUAAUAUGAAUGUCUGUUUUAGUGUUUUUUAACUGUAAUGCAGUUGUAGUUUAGUAAGGUACACAAAUAAAUCCCUUCGUUGCCGCAUUUCAUUUCACAUUUAUGUGUACAGACACCCAUACAGAGGCACAGGCGCAACACGCACACACACGCACACCAUGCUAAUAUCAUAACAACACCAGCAAUUUUCUGACACACAGUUAAGUAUUGCUCAAUGUUGUUGGUUAUUCUGCUUUUUCGGCAGGACUUAGUAGCCUAUAUUGGUACCUUUGGUAACUAUAUGGUAUUUUAUGAAUUGCAGUAAAGGGAUAUUGUAUGUUUGGUAAUGACAUAUUUGUUGUAAGAUAGUUGUAUCUAUAAAUAUAUCCAAUGUUAAAUUGCUGAAUUUUAUACAAAACCCCUGAAUAAAA
Messenger RNA from Monopterus albus (swamp eel), 3033 nucleotides. It is a transcript of the gene tal1, whose product is annotated as T-cell acute lymphocytic leukemia 1. Lineage: Eukaryota; Metazoa; Chordata; Actinopteri; Synbranchiformes; Synbranchidae. Gene Ontology annotation, biological process: regulation of transcription by RNA polymerase II. The transcript has 4 exons. The record is from RefSeq and is a predicted model, not a curated record. The coding region runs from base 435 to 1595 and encodes 386 amino acids. Gene Ontology annotation, molecular function: DNA-binding transcription factor activity, RNA polymerase II-specific; protein dimerization activity; RNA polymerase II cis-regulatory region sequence-specific DNA binding.